GUGCAGGUGCUCCCGUAGAGGUCGCUGCUCUCACUGUUUUUAUCAUCAUCAUAGCGCUUAGAGGAAGAAAGCGGCCGGACGGCUUCAACACGAGAACCAACCCAAGCCUCCAUAACCACUUGAAUUUAUAUAUUAGAUCAUCAAAAUGACGACUGCACCUUAUAACUAUUCCUAUAUUUUCAAAUAUAUCAUUAUUGGCGACAUGGGGGUUGGAAAGUCGUGUUUACUCCACCAAUUCACAGAAAAGAAAUUUAUGGCAGACUGUCCUCAUACAAUUGGCGUGGAGUUCGGCACACGGAUAAUCGAAGUUAGCGGGCAGAAGGUCAAGCUUCAGAUUUGGGACACGGCGGGCCAGGAGAGAUUCCGCGCUGUCACGCGCAGCUACUACAGAGGAGCCGCCGGGGCCCUCAUGGUGUAUGACAUCACCAGGCGAAGCACGUACAACCAUCUCAGCAGCUGGCUGACCGAUGCCAGGAAUCUUACCAACCCUAAUACUGUGAUCAUUCUUAUCGGUAACAAAGCAGACCUAGAAGCCCAGCGAGAUGUCACGUAUGAAGAGGCCAAGCAGUUUGCUGAAGAAAACGGUUUGUUAUUCCUGGAGGCAAGUGCAAAAACAGGCGAGAACGUUGAGGACGCGUUCCUCGAAGCAGCCAAGAAGAUCUACCAGAACAUCCAGGACGGCAGUCUGGAUCUGAACGCGGCCGAGUCGGGGGUCCAGCAUAAGCCCACCGCUCCUCAGGGUGGCCGCCUCAGCAGCGAUGCACAGCCCCCAAAAGAGGGUUGCAGCUGUUAAUGACCACGGAGACUACUUCACUCUCUCUCUUUCUCCCUUUAUACCCUCCCAGCUUUCUCCCUGUUAUAUCCAAAAGCCCCUCCCUUUUCCUGUAUGAUUGGUCAUGGAGUUUGGGGCCAGAUGGCUCUGAGUGAUGGACGUGUAACAUAAUUAAUUCCCUCCAUCUUCCUGCUCUCCUUCCCAUCUCCUCUGUCUUCCCCUUUUCGUUUUGCUUAUUUGUCAUACGCGCACAUCCCAGUGCUAAGAGCAAGCACUCGAGGACAGAGGAAAGAUCCCGCCGAACACUAAUCCCGAAGAGAGAAGACGAUCGUCGCUAAACUGAAGAAAUGCUGGGUUUAUCCUUUACAGACAUAAUGUGCAUAACUAUAAACUAAACAUCUCGUGUACAGGAGCUGUCUGAAUGCUAGCGUAAUGUAAAUGAAAUGGAAAUAUUGGUGUUGACGUGAUGUCAGAAGCGAUCAGGAGGACAUUGUAUGUAACAUUUUGUUUUGUUAAAAGAAUCUAAAACUGAAAUAUUGUAUUCUGUUUUAAAUUAGUGAGUUUCACAUCAAAUCACCAAAUAUUUAUCCCCGUUUGUACCUAUUCAGGAAAUAUUAUACAUGUACUAUACAACUUUAGUAUCGUUUCGAAAGAAAUUUCAAUGGAAUGGCCAUUGUAAAAAAGAAUCUAGUAGUUAAACGCAGUCGUUUUAACUCGCUAACUGUUGUCCUGAAGAAUGUUUUUCGCACUUUUUGCAGAUUUAAUUUUGGUUUUCUGAGGGCCUGGAGUUUGUUUUGUAUUACAGAGGGAUAGUUCACCCAAAAACACAUCUUGCGUUGUUACAAACUUGUAUUCGUUUCUUUAAGCAAUGUUCCUUUUUUGAGCACUUCCAUAGUCGUACUUUUUACUACAAUGCGAAGUAAAUGGUGCUUCUGUUUUGCGUUCAGCAGAACAAAGAAAUUUAUACAGGUUUGUAACAAAAUUAUUAAGAGUUUUGGGUGAACCCUCCCUUUAAGUGUGUCGUACUGCAAGGUUAAGAUCGUCUAUGGUCUGUUUUCGAGCAUCCUUUAAUAUUUCAAAGUCAAGUUUUAGUUGUUUUGUGAAACGGACCGGCGUAAUCUGUACAUUUUUUUCGGGGACCAUGUACCAAACGUUCAGGCCCUGCAAGCCCUCAUCAUAUCAACAUAUAUUGUUUUUACGAUUUCACUUGCCUUAUGAUUUGCUUUUGUUGACCGUGAUGUGCUGCCCUUUUUAUUUAUAAUCCUCACGUAGCUUUUAUCAAAAAAAAAGAUUAACCUGUAAUAAAUUGCAAUAGUGAUUUUGCCUUGUCGAGAGCAUUCCAUUAAAUUUAUUUCCAAACACUGAUCGUAAUACGCUUUGAAAUGAGUUUCUUAAAAGUUGUUUUUUAAGCAUGACGCAUGAUAAGACUGCUUUGAAAAGGCAUCAUGGUUUUCCCAGAUCCAGCGGGAGUUAUAAACCUCCCAAAAAUGUAAGAAGCAUGUGAAACAUCUUUGUGGGAAAACUCAGCUCGGAUUUAUUUAACAGGUCAUCGAUUUGAAUAAUGGGCUAUUGAUGCAACCAGCAGUUGUUUAUUUCAUAGACGCACAUCUGCGUUAAACAGGUUUAAAGGCAAAAUGACACACUCCGAAUAUGAUUUUUCUAUUACAUUUGUGUAUUAUGGUAGAUUUUAGACGUGGAGUUGUUUUGUAAGAGUCCAUUUUUAUUUCGCUCCUACUGUCUUGCUUUUUCAUGUCUUAAUGACAUCUUUACACGGCAAAAAUUAACCUGCUCUUGAACUCGAGUAUGUCUUCUGUAAGUGAGAUUUGUUUGUAAUUAUGUUAAUAAAGACAAUACUGUA
Molecule: messenger RNA, 2630 nt
Organism: Paramisgurnus dabryanus
Lineage: Eukaryota; Metazoa; Chordata; Actinopteri; Cypriniformes; Cobitidae
Gene: rab14
Product: RAB14, member RAS oncogene family
Biological process (GO): endocytic recycling; Golgi to endosome transport; defense response to bacterium
Cellular component (GO): phagocytic vesicle; recycling endosome; trans-Golgi network
Molecular function (GO): GTP binding; GTPase activity
Source: RefSeq, a predicted model, not a curated record